AUGCUUUCAUUUAUUUUCGGCGAAAACACUGCCUCUUUUCUGCCAUAUUUUCUGCUACUGUUAUACUUUUCCGGUAAUGCUGUCGCCGGAACAAUCUCGUUUGACUUCCAGUCACUUUCUCUGAGUAGCUUGAAGCUCCUUGGUGAUGCUCACUUGGUCAACACGAGCAUCAUGCUCACUCGUGAGCUCGCUGUUCCAAACUCCGGUGCCGGAGGAGUUCUGUACAACAAACCUAUCAGGUUCAAGCGGCCUGGAACCACGAUUCCGGCGAGCUUCACCACUUUCUUCUCGUUUUCGGUUACCAACUUAAACCCAGGUUCGAUUGGUGGUGGUUUGGCUUUUGUGAUCUCGCCGGGCGACGAAGACACAGGGGACGCCGGAGGGUACAUGGGUAUUCCGACUGGCGCCAUUGCUAUCGAAUUUGAUACCUUAAUGGACGUUGAGUUUAAAGAUAUUAAUGGAAACCAUUUGGGUGUGGAUCUUAACUCGAUGAUUUCAGCCGACGUUGCCGAUUUGGAUUCCGUCAACAUUGAUCUGAGAAGUGGCGACCAGGUUAACUCGUGGGUGGAGUACAACGGCACAACUCAGCAACUCAACAUCUCGAUUUCAUACUCCAACAUAAAACCAAGCUCUCCAGUCCUAUCCGUCCCCAUGGAUCUCAAUAAAUACGUGAACGAGUUCAUGUUCAUCGGAUUCACUGGGUCCACUCAAGGCAGCACUGAAGUCCACUCGGUUGAAUGGUGGACCUUCAACUCAUCAUUUGAUGACGCACCACCACAUCCACCUCCACCAACCGCCAAUUUCACGAAUCCUGCCGCUGACUCAGUCAAGAUUCCACCACCAUCGAUAGCACCAACCGAGUCAAACUCCACUCAAACCCACCAUUCUACACAAAAGAAGAGCAAAUGUAAGAACCAGUUAUGCAAAGAAGGUGCAGGGGCGGUGGUGGGGGUGGUGACUGCCGGUGCAUUUGUUUUAGCCGUGUGUACGCUCUUACUAAUAUGGGUCUACUCCAAGAAAGUCAAAAAUACAAAAAAGCCACAACCUUUUGCUUCUGAAUUUAUAAAAGCCCCCAAAGAAUUCUCAUACAAAGAGCUUAAAUUAGCCACGAAAGGCUUCGACCCCACACGAGUAAUCGGACAUGGAGCAUUUGGGACUGUUUACAGGGGUGUAUUAUCAGAUUCCGGCGAGAAUAUCGCCGUUAAGAGGUGUAGUCAUACCGGUGGUCAGGGUAUGGCUGAGUUUCUAUCAGAGCUAUCGAUCAUCGGAACUCUCCGGCACCGGAAUCUUGUGAGAUUACAAGGUUGGUGUCACGAAAAAGGUGAAAUUUUGCUGGUUUAUGACUUAAUGCCAAAUGGGUCACUUGAUAAAGCACUUUUUGAGUCAAGAAUGACUCUCCCGUGGGUUCACCGGAGCAAAAUCUUAAUGGGUGUAGCCUCUGCUUUAGCUUAUUUACAUCAAGAAUGCGAAAAUCAAGUGAUUCAUAGAGAUGUAAAGACUAGUAACAUAAUGUUAGACGAAGGGUUCAACGCAAGAUUAGGAGAUUUUGGGUUAGCCCGAAGAACAGAGCACGAUAAGUCUCCAGACGCCACAGUGGCCGCCGGAACCAUGGGAUAUUUGGCACCGGAAUAUUUAUUAACUGGUCGAGCGAGUGAGAAAACAGACGUUUUUAGCUUUGGCGCGGUGGUGCUUGAAGUGGCUAGUGGCCGGAGACCGAUUGAAAGGGAAACCACCGCGGUGGGGAAAACCAGGGAGAAUAGUAAUCUGGUAGAGUGGGUAUGGGGUUUGCACAGGGAGGAGCGGUUGUUGUCGGCGGCGGACCCACGGUUGUCCGGCGAGUUUGACGAGACACAAAUGCAUAAAGUAUUGUUGAUUGGGUUGGUGUGUUCUCACCCUGACCCGGCGGUUCGACCCACAAUGCGAAAUGUGGUUCAGAUGCUUGUGGGUGAGGCUGAGGUCCCUGUGGUGGCGAGGGCAAAACCGUCAUUAAGCUUUAGCACUUCGCAUUUGUUAUUGAAUUUACAAGAUAGUGUGUCUGAUUUGAAUGAAUUAGUUGCCAUUUCAACCUCCUCAUCAGAACACAGCUUCAAUGGUGGCGGGUUGGACCUGGUUUAA
Messenger RNA from Lactuca virosa, 2115 nucleotides. NCBI's taxonomy places the organism in Eukaryota, Viridiplantae, Streptophyta, Magnoliopsida, Asterales, Asteraceae. The record is from the annotation of a GenBank genome assembly.